AUGAUGCAUGGACGACAAGCCACUCUUCCAUUCGACCAACAAAAGGAAAUAAUUUCGCUCACACAAGAUCCAGAGCAUGGUGAAAAAAUUAGAAUUUAUCUUGAAAAAUUAGUAAAUGAAGCUCGAAACAAUAUUAUAAAAAAUCAACAGCAAUACAAAACUCGAUAUGAUUUGAAUAGACAAAAUUUAUCAUUAAAAUUAAAUGAUUUAGUUUUAAUAAAAACAAGAAAUAUUAGAAAUAAAUUUGAUAUACGAUAUGAAGGUCCAUUUAAAAUUAUUAAACAAUUAGGAAUUAAAACAUUUAUUGUCCAACAUGUAAAAAAAUUAACAUUAACAAAACAAGUGACAAUGGAUGUCAUCGUUCCAUUAGUCGAACGAUGUAAUUUAAUUCAAUAA
This is a messenger RNA of Rotaria socialis, 396 nucleotides long. Lineage: Eukaryota; Metazoa; Rotifera; Eurotatoria; Philodinida; Philodinidae. The record is from the annotation of a GenBank genome assembly.